ACCGUGAAGUUGGCUGUGGCCACUCACCUAAAAAAAGAAAUAAAAGUUAUAGAUUAAUAUAAUUAAGUGCAACAUUAUAGGCUGGCUCCUGCAUCGGAGUUGCACUCGUUGCGUAAUUACGCACGCUUGUGGGUGGUGUGCUAGGUUGGGACUGUAACAUAAAAAUGGCAUUGGCAUUGCGGGUGUUAUGCUUAGCCCACAGCAGUGGCAGUUUGGGAAGGUGGCCACAAGAGCGCCGCCGAUUGCUACGAUUAUGUUGCAGGUCUAGGCUGCAAAGCGGGCAGACAACGAAUUACAGUACACAAGAGCAGGAAUCAACGUCGACGGCAACGAAAGCUCCGCCGCAAAUUAAGCGAAAUGUUGCGUCCGAGAUAACAAGUGUUGGAAAGGUCAUUUAUGAGGCUAGCUGGGAUGCCAAGAAUUCCAAAAAUCUAGGUUCGCAAGUAAAAACUGGCACAACCGGCGAAAUAGUAGUUAGAACUGCAACUACUCCGAGCAGCGGGACACCGAAAGAGAACCAAAAUAAAGAUAAGGACGACGAGAAGGACAAAGAGCAGGAGCAGCCCAAGUCAAAGCGCGAACAGAUGCGCGACAAUGUGCAGGAAUAUAUCUUCACGCGUUACUUUAACUAUGUAAAAAAUUAUGACAAAGUUCUGGAGAAGAAUUUUCCGAAGGCUAUGCAGCUCUAUAGAGUGUUCUUCGAGGGAGUUAAGGACUUCUUUGCAGACAUGAAGCGUUUCUUGAAGAUUUCGCGCAUUGCCAACCAUGCGCCGCAGGGCAUACGGGCACUGAAUCGUCAAGAACUCGAGCUGUAUAUGCAAAUGCCGCGGGAUAUGAUGAAAGUAGCGCCUGCCUUAAUUGGCUGCUCCUUGCCAAUGGUAGGCUAUGCCUUCUUUCCGCUUGUCUUUUGGUACCCACGCAUUUUCCUAACACCGCACUUCUGGACGGAACCGCAGCGUAUCGAGUUCCAGAAAUACUAUACGAAACGCCGGCUUCAGUGCAACAAAUCGGUGCUCCGUUGCCUCCAGGCCAAACUCAAGCAGGUUGAGGGUCACCACAAGUAUGCAGAGUUCGAGGCGAUUCUGGGUCAACUUGGCAGCGGCACACAUCCUACACCGGAGGCGCUCAUCUCAGUCAAAGACAUUUUCGCCGAGGGACCCUACUCUCUGUUGGGCAUGUCGCGAAAACACGUCAAAUGUCUAGUCAAGAUGCAUGGCCUACCUAACAGCCUAUUCAAGCGUCACCGGCUGCACGAGCACGCCUUCUUGGUGCACUUUAUGGACAUGGCUAUUACACGUGAGGGUGGCGUUCACAAUCUGAGCUUGGCUUCAUUGCGGUACUCCUGCUGUCUGCGGGGCCUAAAUCCGGAUGGUCUGAGCGCGGAGGAGAUGAUUGACUGGCUACGCAAGUGGGUGAAAGUAUCCACGUCGAUACAAGGCGAACAUAUCACUCUCUUUCUGCAUCUGCCUGUCCUGCUGGGCUACAACCAUCCCAACAACUGGAAAACCAUCUAUUGUAAUAAGACUCCAUAGUGAACUGGUGCUAGUUGCUCAAAAAUUGUUUUUUGUUUUACAAAAGCAAAUAAAACUGUUAUAUAAAAU
Molecule: messenger RNA, 1601 nt
Organism: Drosophila navojoa
Lineage: Eukaryota; Metazoa; Arthropoda; Insecta; Diptera; Drosophilidae
Product: LETM1 domain-containing protein 1
Biological process (GO): intracellular monoatomic cation homeostasis
Cellular component (GO): mitochondrial inner membrane
Molecular function (GO): ribosome binding
Source: RefSeq, a predicted model, not a curated record